Heteronotia binoei (common prickly gecko) is the source of this 1463-nucleotide messenger RNA. It is a transcript of the gene SLC10A1, whose product is annotated as solute carrier family 10 member 1. Gene Ontology annotation, biological process: bile acid and bile salt transport. Lineage: Eukaryota; Metazoa; Chordata; Lepidosauria; Squamata; Gekkonidae. The record is from RefSeq and is a predicted model, not a curated record. Gene Ontology annotation, cellular component: membrane. Gene Ontology annotation, molecular function: bile acid:sodium symporter activity. The transcript is spliced from 6 exons. Bases 289 to 1383 code for a protein of 364 amino acids.
UUUCCCAGCUCCAGGAUUCCAGGACAGGGGGAAGAGAUAACUGUCUCCAAAGGAAUCACUUGGUAUUAGAGAACAAGACCAUAGCUCCAUCACAAAGUAUCUACAUUUCUUUUUCUCCAAGAUCUACACUGUACACAGCAAGCUAAAAUAAUUAGGCAUUCGAUGACAGAUGAAGGACUCUUUCAGUCUGAGAUGUCAAUGUUUCACCUCUUGAAGAAGUUGGUUAUGGACAGGUCAAGCAAGAUGUGGCUACCUUGAGAGUGUAAACACACUAUCAAUCCUUAGCAAAUGAUGGCUAAGAUCACAAUCUCACCAGCUGAUACAAGUGAUACUUAUGACACCCCAGAAUACUGGAAGUCAAUACCAUCAGCCAAUAUCUCUCUACCUAACUUCACCUUUCCAUUUGUCUUUGGCCAAAGGGCUACUGACUAUGCCCUGAAUGGUGUUCUGAUUGUUGUUCUCAUCAUUGUCAUGAUAUCACUGGGUUGCACCAUGGAGAUAUCCAAAAUCAAGGCUAAUUUCUGGAACCCCAAAGGAGUAGCUAUUGCUGUGGUAGCCCAGUAUGGAAUCAUGCCCUUGACAGCAUUUGCCCUGGGUAAGUUAUUCCAGCUGGACUCUAUUGAGGCACUGACUGUACUCAUCUGUGGCUGCUGCCCAGGGGGAAAUCUCUCCAACAUCUUCAGUCUGGCAUCAAAAGGAGACAUGAACCUCAGUAUUGUGAUGACAACAUGUUCAACACUCUUGGCCCUUGGCCUGAUGCCUCUUCUGCUGCAUCUCUACACUAAAGACUUGUACCAUGGUCAUCUGGAGACUAAAGUACCUUACAAAGGGAUUUUAAUUUCCCUGGUCAUGACACUUAUCCCCUGUACUCUGGGCAUCUUCUUAAAUGAAAAGAAGCCUCAGUGUGCUCGCCUCCUUGUUAAGGCAGGUAUGAUUGUUCUGCUUCUUUCAUCUGUCCCAAUAAUUGCUCUGUCGGUAAUGAAUGUUGGAAGUAGAAUAUUGAUCAACUUCUCUCCACGGCUGCUGGGAACAUCUGCUUUAAUGCCGUUUAUUGGCUUCUCUUUGGGCUACAUCCUAUCUGCAUUCUUCAGCUUCAGUGAUCAGUGCAGGCGGACAAUCUGCAUGGAGACUGGCUGCCAAAACAUGCAGCUCUGUUCCACCAUUCUCAAGAUGGCCUUUGCCCCUGAAGUCAUUGGACCCCUGUUCUUCUUUCCUCUUCUAUAUAUCAUAUUUCAGCUGGGAGAAGGACUCCUCUUUGUUGUGAUGUUCAGAAGUUACACAAAUAUAAAGCAAUUGAAGGAUCCAGCAACUAUGGACAACACUGAAGCAGAAAUCAACCAGGCAGCAGUGAUUAUAGUAAAAGGGAAUGCUAAAAAUCCCUGAGCAUUCUUAGGGUAUCCAUCUCUGAGUUUUGCCAACCACAAGCUCCUGUGCAUAAAAUGCAUGUCAUCUAGAUCGCUUUG